AUGACGGGGAUGCCCCUACCUCAGGCCACAGUCCGCCAGCUUGGAUCGUCUGUCGUCAUCCCAUCUCCUGUGUCACUUGUCAAGGAACUCGUAGACAAUGCUAUUGACGCUAAUGCAAACAACGUCGAGACCUGGAUAUCGGCAAACGCAAUAGACAAGAUCCAGGUCAGGGACAACGGUCACGGCAUCUGCUCGGAAGACUACGAUGCUCUUGGACGCCGGUCACAUACCAGUAAGCUCCGGACGUUCGAGGAGCUUCAGUGCAAGGGAGGCCAGACACUUGGGUUUCGCGGCGAUGCCUUGGCAAGCGUGAAUGCCGUCUCAAAGCUCACCAUCACGACGAGGACGAGUCAAGAUCAGGUGGCAACACUGCUGAUACUCAACCCCAAAGGUGGCGGUGUAACGGACAAGAAGCAUGUUUCGGGGUCCGUUGGGACGACCAUCGACGUCUCGGACUUGUUUGCCAAUAUUCCGGUUCGCAGGCAACAGAUUCAGAAGGAGAGCAAGAAAGCAUACACCCAGAUCAGGGACCUUCUCCAGGUGUACGCACUUACUCGACCGCACAUUAGGCUUUCCUUGAAAGUCAUGAAAAACGAUAAGCUCUCGUGGUCUUAUGCUCCAGGCAAAGGCGUCGGCAAGACGUUCAGUGGAACCACACCUGCGAUCUCAGCAACGAAACCGGGGAGACCAGACACGCCAGAAUCUAUCAUGAGACUCGAGGCUUUUCUACCGAGGGCUGAUGCCGAUCCCGUGAAGGUGUCUGGCAAAGGCUACUUUAUCUCCGUUGACUCGAGACCCAUGGCUACAACGAGGGGCACAAUGAAGAAGCUUGUCGAUACUUACAAACAACACUUACGCAGCUGUGUCGUUCUCGCCGGUUCUUCCAGGUCUAUUUCCAAGCCUUUCAUACGCUUGAAUGUCGAAUGUAUUCUCGGAAGCUACGAUCCCAACGUAACCACGGCCAAAGAUGAGGUCAUCUUUGCAAACGAGCCCAAAUUGCUAGCCCUGUUCGAGGACAUGUGCAAGGAGAUAUACCAACCAACCGAGCCCGAACCAAUGGCUGAAGUUGUCACAGAAAACAUCCAAACUCCGAACCAGCAAGCUAGACACCAGAGUCCAGAUCUUCUCCCAGACGAUGACGAAGAAGACUAUGACCUCCUCCAAAACUUGGCAUCGGUCGAGGAAGUGAGUCUUGAAAGAGCACCAACCGGCCUGGUUUCCCCUGAGAGUGGACAGCAGAUGCCAGGAUCUCCCGACAGAGAGCAUUUACACGGCCACAGGUCCUCUCUCUCAAACUCGGGGCAACCGCAAAUCAGCCGACAGGCCGAGGAAGACCCCCAGGAACCAGUACUCACCCAAACCCUCCUUCGAACCGGUUGGGAGGUGAACAUGGCUCGAGAUGAGACUGCAAGCCCCGAUGGUCAAACGCAACCGAUUCUUCUGGGCCCUCCCAGUACGGGUAUACACGAGUUCAUACAGUCACAGUUGGAAGAGCAGACCCAACGAGAGGAACCUAAUCCAUGGUCUCUGGCGAAAAUAGCGGCUGGACAACGUUCUACUCACCACGAAGACAUGCCUGGCCUUCUACUCACAGGCGAGCAUAGUGACAGCAAUCUGGGCGGCACAGCUUCUCGCCAGCAAGUCCAUAUCUCUUGGAUAGCAGAGCUCAUGCAGGAAGCCGAUGGACAGCAGCAAUCUCAACGCCAUUGGGUACCUGCAGCAGCAAGGGAGGAAAUAUACGAUCCAGAUAACAUUGAGCCACCGAUCCUACAACACCCUGCCGCCCCACCAACUAGUUAUCAGAUUCCAAGACACCAAGAACCGCGAGGAAUUUCAAGAGAUGAGGAAGCAUUCCAUUCAUCUAUUACUGGACACGACAUUGAAGACCUAGAGGUGAUGCCGCAGAGAGGCCCAGGCGUUCGCCAACGCAUCGGUGCCAAGACGCCUGUGCUUGGCACGCCUCCUCCGUCUUCUAGUCCGUUGCGCAAGCCAUUCCGGGUGCCUGCCCGCAUCGAACAAGGCAGAGACCUCCAUGUCACUCGGAGAUUUGAGCCUCACAGGGCAGACGGACUGAGACAAAGCAAACUUGCCGUCGACACCCGAAGAGAGAGGCAGCAACCAAGGCUAGAGGAUACGUCGACUAAUUGCUUUCCUUCGGUGGAGGCGAGACCAGAUGACAUCUAUGAUGGUUUCGAGAAGACAAGGAAGUCAAAGCAUCACUACCAGCAAGCCAGCCCAGAGCCAAAUGAGAGACAGAUGUUGGAGAGAUUGAACGCUCUACGCCACAGAACUGAAGAAGAAUAUGGAGAGAUUGCAGAGGACGAACGGGGUAGAUCGCUCUCUCGGAGAGCUACGACUACCCUGCCGGACAUGUCUCCGCGAAGAUACCUGAAGAAGAGACUAGCAUCUAGGUCCAGGUCGAGAACCAAGGUACACAAAAGGAUGAGAUCGGAGAUGCUCCCAUUUGAGAAGCUGUUCUCGGGGGCUCAUACUCAGACACGGCCACUUACACUUGAUCUACAAGAUCUGCGGAAGCAGGUUACCGAUGCAUCUAACUAUGAUCUCUAUAUCACCAGAGGCAUUCAGGAAGCGGCGUUUCACAUUGGAAGGAAUGAGAUGGAGAAUAUCAGCAACAAGCUUCAAGAAAUCGUGGGCGCCUGGGUGUAUGAGAAGCAUGGAGUUGAAGUGGAGCUUGAGAUUGAUAUUGGGGCAUUGUGCGAAGAAGGAGACAUAAGAGUAUGAUGAGAUAAGUCACUUUGCUUGAUGGAGGGUGUCAUAUCGUUCGAGGGCGAGGUGUAAGUUGCGUUUACAAGGCGGCUUUGCUAUGGGAGAAGUUAUCAUUAUGUGUAUGCAGGGCUGUUACUUACUUUAUAUAGAUAACGACCACCACAUCUUCAUUUUAAUGGACGCAUCUCUGCCUUACAUAUUCUUUGCUCGGCUCACAGUCUCGUCUACCGUACGUAGCUAUCUCACGCCUUACUCUGUAUCUGUGUCACCUCUUACUUCCAAGAACUUGC
This is a messenger RNA of Colletotrichum phormii, 3017 nucleotides long. RefSeq lists its product as uncharacterized. Gene Ontology annotation, cellular component: MutLalpha complex. Gene Ontology annotation, biological process: mismatch repair. The record is from RefSeq and is a predicted model, not a curated record. The transcript is spliced from 7 exons. Lineage: Eukaryota; Fungi; Ascomycota; Sordariomycetes; Glomerellales; Glomerellaceae. The coding region runs from base 1 to 2742 and encodes 913 amino acids. Gene Ontology annotation, molecular function: mismatched DNA binding; ATP-dependent DNA damage sensor activity; ATP hydrolysis activity.